CUAUUCGAGAUUAGUUGUCGUUUGCCAGCGACUCGCUGUGGUUGCUUUGGGAAUGAGCUUGCCAUGUUUUGGAACUGGACUGGGUCCGCUCCUCGGAGGCCUGGUAUUUGUAGUGCUGGUGGGGAUGGGCUUGGGGGCAGCCGCCGUCGAGGGGGAGGUUCAAAGUUCACGCAUUCUGGCCGUGUUCCCCUUCCCAGGCCGAUCGCAGUACAUUUUCGCCGAACAGUAUCUGAAGGAGUUGUCCCGGCGAGGUCAUAAUGUUACUGUGAUCAACACUUUUGGCAGCGAUAAAACUGAGCCCAACUUUCGGGUUAUUGGAGCCAAGAAAAUACACGAAAUAAUGGCGGCAUUUUCCAACUUGGCCUACGACCAGACAGCCAGUCAAUGGACAGUGCUGACCAUGACAACGGAUUUUCUUAAUCUGCUGACCACAAGUGUGCUGGAUGAGCCGGCUGUAAAGGAUUUAUUGGAAAGUCAGGAGCACUUUGAUCUGGUUAUAAUGGAAACUGUACAGAACGAAGCUCUCUUUGGCCUGGCACAGCAUUUUGGGGCCCUGACUAUGGGCAUCUCGUCGUACGGAACGGAUCGUCACAUUGAUGAGUUGAUGGGCAAUAUAUCGCCAUUGUCCUACAAUCCCAUGCUCCUUUCGUCGCGAACGGAGCGAAUGGUCUUCGAGGAGCGUCUGUGGAAUGUGUGGGAGGCUAUUGUCAUUUGGCUGCACAAGAGGAUUGUCCAUCUACCCACCCAAAGGGAGCUGUAUGCCAAAUACUUUCCUUCUGCCCGGAAAUCUCUGGAAGAGAUCAUGGAUAGUUUUUCGCUGGUUCUGUUGGGUCAGCACUUUUCGCUGAGCUAUCCACGUUCCUACCUGCCCAAUAUGAUUGAGGUGGGCGGACUCCAUCUGCAGCAGCAGCGAAAGGUGCAGGAUUUGCCCAAGGAAUUGGCCCAGUUCGUAGAUCAAUCGCCUGAGGGAGUUAUAUACUUCUCCAUGGGUUCGAAUAUCAAGAGCGCCGACUUACCGCCAGCCCGGCGUGAGGUUCUGAUGGAGACGUUCGCCAGCUUGCGGCAGCGGAUCCUGUGGAAAUUUGAGGACGAUCAGUUGCCCGGGAAACCGGAGAAUGUUUUCAUUAGCAAGUGGUUCCCCCAACCGGACCUGCUGGCUCAUCCGAAUGUGAAGCUGUUCAUCACCCACGGCGGACUACUCAGCACCAUCGAGAGCAUUUACUUUGGAAAGCCCGUUCUGGGUCUGCCCGUUUUCUACGAUCAGCACCUGAAUGUCCAGCGGGCGAAGCAAGCGGGCUAUGGCCUCAGUGCGGAUUUGUGGAGCGCCAAUGCCACGGAGCUCACAUCCCUGAUUCAGGAACUGCUAAGCAAUUCCAGUUACGCUGCAGCGGCGCAAACCAAGUCCAAACUGUUCCGAGAUCAAAAGGAGACAGCCCUGGAGCGGGCCGUCUGGUGGACUGAGUACGUACUGCGGCACGAGGGAGCCAAACACUUGAGAUGUGCCUCCCGCGAUCUCAGUUUCAUCCAGUUGCAUGGCCUCGACACCUGGGGACUGCUCAUCGCAGUCACUGCGGUCGCCACACUGAUUUUCGUGAUUGCCUUGAACUACCUACUGAGGGGUCUCAGUUAUAUCAUCGCCAGGCAUCGUGGGUCGGCGAGCAAAUUGAAGACCCAGUAACCAAUUAAAGUUCAUUAACUAGUCUCGUUUAUACAGUCACCUAUCUGUUGUAUGUUUUGUGUUUUGAAGCACUCGUAAUCAGUUGAACUUAACACUUUACUCAUAGGAAUAAGAACAACUUAAUGUUUGAGAUUAAAGCCCACCUUAUGAAACAUAAA
Drosophila kikkawai is the source of this 1836-nucleotide messenger RNA. It is a transcript of the gene Ugt35A1, whose product is annotated as UDP-glycosyltransferase family 35 member A1. NCBI's taxonomy places the organism in Eukaryota, Metazoa, Arthropoda, Insecta, Diptera, Drosophilidae. The record is from RefSeq and is a predicted model, not a curated record. Gene Ontology annotation, molecular function: UDP-glycosyltransferase activity.